Messenger RNA from Gambusia affinis (western mosquitofish), 4747 nucleotides. RefSeq lists its product as uncharacterized. NCBI's taxonomy places the organism in Eukaryota, Metazoa, Chordata, Actinopteri, Cyprinodontiformes, Poeciliidae. The transcript is spliced from 2 exons. The coding region runs from base 352 to 3138 and encodes 928 amino acids. The record is from RefSeq and is a predicted model, not a curated record. Gene Ontology annotation, biological process: regulation of apoptotic process.
AACUUCAGACCAAAAUAACGAAUCAUAUAAUUAGAAAAAUGUAGGCAGUUUUAAAGAGAAAAAAACCUGGAUGCUGCAUAACGCCUCCUUGUUUUCUUUCUGUUGUCUUACAGCGUUUACUGAUGUAUGGAUGGAAUAAAGCGGGCAUACUGCCACCUGCUGUACGAGUGUAAAACUUCACUUUAUCGUCACCCUGUCUUCCUUCCAGGCUGAUUUCACUCACGGAAAGUAACUUCCAGACUUUCCUCACACCUUCUGGUUCUGUGUUAAGGAUGAACAAAAUCUAAAAAAGAAGACAAAGGACCAGAAUCUCAUCAGGUUUCAGAAAGGAGUCAUUAAAUCCAUGUCAAGAUGAAACGCAGAAGAAAAAGUUCAGUUUUCAAUGAAAGAACUUCAUCAGAUUCAGUGAAGAAAGAUGAAGAAACAUCUGAACACGAAGACGAACUGGAAGAUCCAACACUUAACUUUCAAUCUACUGACAUUUUCAGUCCCAUGGAAAGAAGGAGGGAUGAAUCCUCAGACCUGGGCGAACCGUCUUCUGAUCAGAUAUCUCAUCAAUUUGAGGCAGCAGAGGGAUUAUCUGAUGUGUUAGACCAAGAAACUGAGAUUCAUCCAGUUGCAUUUCAAUUCUUAGAAAGUGAAACUGAGGAAAUAACAGAAACCAGUGAGGGAACACCAAGACAGCCUGAUACCGAGUCAGUCGGGUCGGUUCUUUCAAUACAUGGAGAAGGAGACAGUAGUUUAUAUUCUUUCCAUCCCUUUGAAUCUGGGACGGAUUUCUCAUCUUCUCUUCUCCAUCAGCUCCCAUCUUCUCCGAUUUACCCUUCGAGUUUCCUUCUACCUGACCCUUUAUUGGGCGGCCUCAAAUGUGAGCCCACAGUUACUUCUUCUGCUGAAGAAGUAACUCUCCUCCUCCCCACCAGGGAGGAGGAGACGCGUUUUCAUGAUCUUCAUCCAUUAAGUAAAGAACAUGAAGCAGAUGCUGAACAAACCCUCCAAGGUGAAGAACAACCCACCCCGCUUCAUAUCCCUCCAACGUCUUCGAAGCGACUCGACUUCUCUCUUUCUCAUCAAGAUGAAUCACAUAGUCAGUAUGUGGGACCUUCCAGGACAGUUAGGAGGAUCCCUGCUGUUUUAAAAAUUCCCAGUUUACUCAGCAACGUUCCACUGAGUGGGAACGUUUCCACAGUAAGGCCUCCAGAACUUCCUGAUGUAAUACAACCAAUGGGUGAACAAUACGGCAGACAAAAUUCAGCAGGAAACAACCAAGAUGAAAUAAUGAAAUCGGUUGGACAUGUGAGUCACUCCGUCCCAAACAGAUCAGCCUCUACUGACCUUCCCCAGAUUUCAAAGCGCAGGAAACGAACUAUGAUCAGGAAGAGACUCAUAUCUAGCUCUCAAUCAGACUCUGAAACAGAAAUGGAAGAAAGGCAUCAGGAGCAUCAAAAUAAAUCUUUACAUCAAGGAGAAGAAUCCUCUUUCACAAACGUCCAAAGUUCAGAUUUGCCUCACCGAGCCCCACGCUUAUUUAGUUCAUGUUCGCAACUACCGCUAGUUGUUUCUACAAGUUAUUUAUCAACUAGUAGAAAACUACCUAUAGCAUCUUGUAUCAAAUUGGAAAUUGGGAGCAAAAAGUUGAAGCAGACAGAAAAUCCUGCAGCUGAUGAGGAUCAACUGGAAAGACCUGAAGAUCUUGACCAACUCAUAUCACCCAACAUUUUAACACCUUUUCCUCUCCAACAGCCUCUCACCACAGAUUCCUCUAAAGAGGAACCAAUCAGCUGCUCAAUGGAUCACAUUGUUCCUCUUUCCUCUGAUCCGACUCAGAGCCACUCCGUCCCAAACAGAUCAGCCUCUACUGACCUUCUCCUCCCUUCAGGACCUGGUUUGAGAAAAGGAGACCUCAGUAACUCGUCUUCUUCUCUCCUCUGUCCUCUGAUUCAUCAGGAUCCUCCUUUAGACGUCAGUAUCUUACCCCGAGCUGCUAGUUUACCCAACAUGAAGCUCCAAAGCAGCUUUGAGGAGUUUACUCCUGGUUUCUGUGGAGAUGCAGAUGAUGAAACCUACUGGUUCCAGUGCUCCAGUCCAGGCCUGUACCAGUGCAGAGUGAGCGGCCUGGUGUUUGACAUGAAGGGAGGAGGAGACGUGUUUUACAGGGUUGUUCCCUGGAACAGGAGAUUACUGAGCCAACAUGGCAAGAAGCCUGCAGGACCUCUGUUUGACAUCAGCUGCCAGCAGCAGUCUGUGGCUCAGCUUCAUCUCCCUCACUGUGAGGUCCGCUCCACAGGACGAUGUCACUUCCUGUCAGUCGCUCAUCUACGUGACGAAAGCGUCGAGUUCAUCAGGCCUGAGAGGAUCACAGAAACUCACAUCAUCAUCAGCAUCACAGGGUUUUCUGCUUUUGGGAACGUCAAGGAUGAAGAUUCUCCUCCUGACCCGGUCCGAGCCUUGGUUCUGCUGUUCUACAAACCUCCAGAUGAUCCCGGCGUCACUUCCUUCCUCAAUCUGCUGCUUCUUCCAGGGAACGUUGUGAUCCGGGAUUUGAAACGGACCAGGAAGAAAUUAUUUGGGCCGGAGACGUUCAUAGAUGCUCCUCCAAACUGCAAACUGUGUGUGAAGGAAACUUACUCUCUGUCCACCAGCCCUGCAGGAGAAUCGGUUCUGGUUCAGCCCGCAGAAGCAGAAUUUGACCCAGAAUCCUACAACAACUACUUCACCUCCAUCCAGGUGAUUCUAAACAGCAUCAUGGGAGACAUGAAGCUGAGUGUGAAGCAGACGAAAACCUCAUGCUGCGUUUGGGAGAGACGGGUUUGUCUUGUGGCUCACAGAGUGAAACCGGGUCUGCCUUCUGACCAGCAGCUGAAGGAAACCCGGACCAGAAUCAUCGAUGGCAUUUCAGAACCGGUUCUGCAGAGUCUGCUGGACAAACUGCUGGAGAAAAAGGUCCUGAGUGACUCUGAGAGGGAGGCGGUGGAGGCGGAGAAGAUCAGAGGAGACAAAGCUCGAGUUUUAGUCGACACGGUGAGGAGGAAAGGAGCCGCCGCCAGUUCUGAGAUGAUCCGCUUCCUCUGUGAGCUCGACCCGUUUCUCUGUAAACAUGUGGGGCUGAUCUGUGAGGAACUGGAACCAAACCAGUGAGUCAGAAACUGAAGGGAAACAUUUGGAGUCAUAAACCCAAAGACAUGUUAGAAACCAAGUUGAACUGAUUAUUGUAAACAUCCAAUCAUUGAUUAUGGACAAAACUUUGAUCUUGGACUCUUAUUGUGAAAUUGUGUGAACUGGUUUGGGUUUGUUGACGUUUCUGUGCUGGAAUAUUUGAUGUUUUUAUUGUUUGUAACAGUCAGUUGUUGGAUAAUUAAAUCUUUUUAACUCGUUUACUUUAUUUAUGUAACAUCAAUUUACAACAAAUGAAGAAAAAUAUCAAAGUCGUUUAAACAGAGUUCAAAAGGUUAGAACUGUCAUCUCAGCUGCUAAUGCUAGUGCUAAGGAUAUGCUAAUGCUAAGGCAGUAGCUUUAGCAUUCUGGUUGCUCAUACAAAUAUUAAUAUCUGUAUUAAUGGUAUUAAAAGGAUCGAUAAAUAAUUUUGCUUCCUCUAAUCCCAGUUGUGACACAAUCAGUCUUUUCAUUUAAGCGGCCAUUUUGGUAGUCAGUCAGUCAGUGGAGGUUUGGUAACAUAAUAUUAAGAAUUAAUUAUCCAAACUAAUCCAAGCAAAUUAUCUUUAAAAUUAAUUUUAUUAUAUUAGUUUGAUUUUAACUUCAGUUUUUAAUUGUAAACUGGUUGUUGUUCUUAAUUAGCAUUGAAGCUAAUUUAGCCUCAAAACAAAAAUAUAUUUAUAAACUGAACAAAUAUCACUGAAUUAUUUUACAAUUUUUAUUCUCAUUUGUUACUUUUAUUCUUUUAUCUUUUCAUUUUAGUCGUUUAGUUGAAUGUUUCCAGCCUGGUUUUAUCUUUUGUUGACUGAAGUAUUUUCACUGAAAGUUUCAAUAUUUUGUUGAUAAAUGUUUAUAGUUUAGAGAAAAGUUUCCUGUGUUUAUUCUGUUUAUAUUCAGGGUUUGAUGUUUGAGAAAUGUGUUACUUCAUCCUUUCAUAUUCACUCAUUCAUCCUCAGAGUGUGAUGUAUUCUCUUCACCACACCGGAAACGUGAUUUAUUACAGUUCAGAAAUAAACGGCUCUUGUCUCUCUGUCAUUUAUUCUGUCAUUUAUUCUGUCAUUUAUUCUGUCAGAUGAUUUUUUUUUAAACUUUCCUUCGGUUUUUUAUUUUGGUGAUUUUUUUUUUCAACAUUUCCAUUUUUUGGAUCCAGCUGGAAAAAUCAACAUUUUUAACCAUUUACAGUUUGAAAACUUUUUUUCCUGUUUUAGUUUCUUGUUUCCAGUCAGCAGCUCUGGUGAAGGAAUUUAUUAUAGAAACAUAAAUUACAGAGAGAUUUUAUUAAUGUUUCCUUCAACUGAUUAUUUAUACAAUAUUAUCAUUUUAUUUUACUUAGGGGUCAGGAAAAUGUAUUUCUGUUUAAUAUUUAUGUAUUUUAUGGACUGAAACAUUUUUAUGUUUGUGUGAUUCUGUAACUUAUAAAUUUAAUAUCCAGGAUGUUGAACAUUUGAGCAAAUCUAUUUGCUGUAUGUCUGUAGAUCUAUUAAACUUUAUUUAAAUAGAAACAAAUGUCACAUUUGAUGGUGACUAUAGAACAAUCUUUGAUCAUCUUUGGUCUGUCAAUCAUUUUCUCACUGAUGCAGAUUAAAAUAGAUCA